UCUACAGUCUCCCCUGCUGCAGAACGCAUUCGGUUUAUUCUGGGGGAAGAAGAUGAAGGCCCAGCACCCCCUCAGCUCUUCACUGAGCUUGAUGAGCUACUAUCUGUGGAUGGUCAAGAAAUGGAAUGGAAGGAGACAGCCAGAUGGAUAAAGUUUGAAGAGAAGGUGGAGCAGGGUGGAGAGAGAUGGAGUAAACCCCAUGUUGCCACACUGUCUUUGCACAGCUUGUUUGAGCUGAGGACGUGUAUUGAAAAAGGGACGAUACUACUUGACCUAGAGGCCAAUUCACUCCCACAGGUAGUUGAGAAAAUCCUUGAUAACCAGAUUGAGACAGGUCUGCUGAAGCCAGAGUUUAAGGACAAGGUGACCUACACACUGCUCAGGAAACACCGACACCAGACCAAGAAAUCUAAUCUACGUUCUUUGGCUGACAUAGGGAAAACAGUCUCCAGCGCAAGUAGGAUGUUUACCAACCCUGAUAAUGGUAGUCCAACAACGCCACACAGGAACCUGACAUCCUCCAGUCUGAAUGACAUUUCAGACAAGCCUGACAAAGAUCAAGCCUACAAAACUCAACUCAUGAAGCAAAAGCAGCUGAAAAACAAAUUCAUGAAAAAAUUGCCAAGAGAUGCUGAAGCUUCAAAUGUACUUGUUGGAGAGGUCGACUUCCUAGAGAAUCCCUUCAUUGCUUUUGUCCGACUAAAGGAUGCAGUGAUGUUUGGUGCCCUCACAGAAGUUCCUGUACCAACACGAUUCCUUUUUAUCCUCCUGGGACCAAAAGGAAAAGCCAAGUCAUACCAUGAGAUUGGAAGAAGUAUAGCCACUUUAAUGUCUGAUGAGGUAUUUCAUGACAUCGCCUAUAAAGCUAAAGACAGGCAGGACCUGAUCGCUGGAAUUGAUGAAUUUUUAGAUGAAGUAAUUGUACUUCCACCUGGGGAAUGGGACCCAACUAUAAGGAUAGAACCGCCAAAGACUCUUCCUUCAUCUGAUAAGAGGAAAAACAUGUAUGCUGGAGGGGAGAAUGUACAAAUGAAUGGAGACACUCCUCAUGAUGCUGGUCAUGGUGGUGGAGGACAUGGUGACGCUCCAGAAUUAAGAAGAACUGGACGGUUUUGUGGUGGGUUAGUUGAGGAUAUCAAGAGGAAAGCACCUUUUUUUGCAAGUGACUUUUAUGAUGGCCUAAGCAUCCAGUCACUUUCAGCCACACUCUUCAUUUACCUGGGAACUGUGACCAAUGCUAUUACCUUCGGAGGUCUUCUUGGAGAUGCUACAGAAAACAUGCAGGGUGUUUUGGAGAGCUUCCUGGGUACUGCUGUCUCUGGUGCUGUAUUUUGCCUUUUUGCUGGUCAGCCACUUACAAUUUUGAGCAGCACGGGUCCUGUCCUUGUGUUUGAGAGACUGUUAUUUAACUUCAGCAAAGAUAACGGGUUUGACUACUUAGAGUUCCGCUUGUGGAUUGGCUUGUGGUCAGCUUUCUUGUGUCUCAUAUUGGUGGCAACAGAUGCUAGUUCCCUGGUCAAGUAUUUUACACGGUUCACAGAGGAAGGCUUUGCCUGUCUUAUCAGCUUCAUCUUCAUCUAUGAUGCAUUUAAGAAAAUGAUCAAGUUUGCAGAUUAUUAUCCAAUCAACUCAGAUUUUUCAGUCUAUGAUGUUACAUUGUUUAAUUGUGCCUGCAUCCCGAUGGAUCCAAGUAACAGCUCAUUUUUUAAUGAGACCACAGAAGCUCCCCUGGAAUUCUUGACUACCACUGAGGAUCCAUACCACAACCACACCAUUGAAUGGUCAUCUCUGAACAAAAAGCAAUGUCUGAAAUAUGGAGGCCAGCUUGUUGGCAGAAGCUGUAAAUUUGUUCCUGACAUCACUUUAAUGUCUUUUAUCCUGUUCUUUGGCACCUACACAUGCUCUAUGGCUUUGAAAAAGUUCAAAACCAGCCGCUACUUUCCAACCACAGCCAGAAAACUGAUCAGUGACUUUGCCAUCAUUUUGUCCAUUUUGAUUUUCUGUGGAAUUGAUGCUCUUGUUGGAGUUGAUACACCAAAGUUGAUUGUCCCAAGUGAAUUCAAGCCAACAAGUCCCAACCGAGGCUGGUUUGUCCCCCCCUUUGGAGGAAACCCUUGGUGGGUGUAUCUGGCUUCUGCUUUGCCGGCUUUACUCGUCACCAUCUUAAUCUUCAUGGAUCAACAGAUUACAGGUGUCAUCGUCAACAGGAAGGAACACAAGCUAAAGAAAGGAGCUGGGUACCACCUGGACCUGUUUUGGGUGGCUGUGCUGAUGAUUGUGUGUUCUUUCAUGGCUCUUCCUUGGUAUGUGGCUGCAACUGUCAUCUCUAUUGCCCACAUCGACAGCUUGAAAAUGGAAACUGAGACAUCAGCUCCAGGAGAGCAACCAAAGUUCUUGGGAGUAAGGGAGCAGCGAGUUACAGGUAUUGUUGUGUUCUUACUGACUGGUAUAUCCGUCUUCAUGGCACCCAUAUUAAAGUUUAUCCCCAUGCCUGUCCUGUAUGGUGUCUUCUUAUACAUGGGGGUGGCUUCACUUAAUGGAGUACAGUUCAUGGACCGCCUGAAGUUGCUUUUGAUGCCAGCCAAGCACCAGCCAGACUUCAUUUAUUUACGGCAUGUUCCUCUACGCAGGGUGCAUCUCUUCACUUUCAUUCAGAUCUUAUGUCUGGCACUGCUUUGGAUCCUAAAAUCCACAGUGGCAGCUAUUAUAUUCCCAGUAAUGAUCCUUGCCCUUGUAGCAGUAAGGAAGGCUAUGGACUACCUCUUCUCCCAGCAUGACCUUAGCUUCCUCGAUGAUGUCAUCCCUGAGAAAGACAAGAAGAAGAAAGAGGAUGAGAAGAAAAAAAAGAAGAAGAAGGGAAGUGUGGACAGUGACAAUGAUGAUUCUGACAGUCCCUAUACAGAAAAUGUCCCCAGUAUAAAAAUCCCAAUGGACAUCAUGGAACAGGAGCCAUUCUUAUCUGAUAGCAAACCCGGAGAAAAGCCAUUUACAUUCCUUGAACGACACACAUCAUGCUGA
Molecule: messenger RNA, 3018 nt
Organism: Staurois parvus
Lineage: Eukaryota; Metazoa; Chordata; Amphibia; Anura; Ranidae
Source: the annotation of a GenBank genome assembly